Molecule: messenger RNA, 2863 nt
Organism: Phanerochaete carnosa HHB-10118-sp
Lineage: Eukaryota; Fungi; Basidiomycota; Agaricomycetes; Polyporales; Phanerochaetaceae
Exons: 11
Coding region: 514-2709 (731 amino acids)
Molecular function (GO): ATP hydrolysis activity; ATP binding; ABC-type oligopeptide transporter activity
Source: RefSeq, a predicted model, not a curated record
GAAGCGAUAUCGUCUCCGUUCUGGGCACGAAACUGUCCUUCGUGCACAAUAAUGGCGCAUAUAAGCUGUGAUCAGGCAGCGAACGCAGCCAUUGCAUAGCGCCUGUGACGCGCGCCGCAAAGCAAUAUAUCUUUGCAUCGCCACUCAAAGGUUUACGUCCUGGCCGGGCAGCUCAUCCCGGUCCCGGGCAGGCGCAGCGCUGAGCGACGUGUUAGCGCGCCGCGAUGUAUACUUGCAUAUAUAAGCGGGAACACACGACCUAAUCCAGAGGAUUACAACUCGUACGAGAAGGAGAAGGAGACGCAUGUAGACGAUAUCGAGGAAGGCCUGCCUCCGACGCUCAAGGCCACACAGAUCGGAAUAUGGCGAGUCAUAACCGAGCGCGAUCCGGAUGCCCUCCUAGACAAGCCCACGUCGAAAACAUCUCUUGAAGAUACCACUGAGCCGGUCUCGUGGUCUUGGUCUCGAUUUUACGACGAUCCCAUCACGGAAAUAUCCACUCUCGCGCACCAAAUGAAGUUCCAGCUUGAGAGGACGCACAUUCCCCGUCUGGUCACAGACGUCUACCUCCUUGGUCCAGGGCUGUUCUGGAUUUUGGCCCUCAAUUACUCGCUCACGGGUUUCGAGGGCGCGAUGCUACUAUGGCUAAAUAACCGGGUCAUGACACUAAUUGAAACAGGGAUUGCGUCCUCUAACCCCGAUGGCCCCGCAAUUCUUCGCGCGGUCCUGUAUCGCAUCGCCGCAGUGGCAGCGAUCGCCGUUUGGCGUUGGUUUUCGUCUCGUACUCAACCUAUUCUCAAGGGCCGUGCGAAACUCUACUUCCAGGAGCGUCUCAUGAACGCACACCUGUCCCAGGACAUGUCUCAUUACCGCGAAGCGUCGUCGAGCAUCGACGCGUCUCCCAUGAAUGGCUGGUAUGCUCUGCUCAACCUAAUGAGUUCGCUCGACGUCAUCUUCAGCACCGUCUCUUCGCUCAUGCUCCUUGCAAACCUGGUUCUCAAACCCACUGCCAGUGGUGAUUCUGUUUCUCUUCUUUCCGUAUUCACAGGUACCGACACGCUUAUGAAGAACUCGACUGGGAAUGCCACUACCGAUGCAGGCUCGAGUGGCGAGUUGGCGAGCGGAGGUGCUGCCAGCAUGGCGAAUAGCCUCAUCGUAAUCGCUCUCUGCGUGACUUGGCCUCUCGUCAGUCGGAUGCUCAGGCACGAGCUCGAUGAUACAACGUACAUUGCCCAUGUGAACAACAAGCAUUACCUGCGCGCUGAAUCGUUUCACGGCCUCGCUAUAAGCUCGUCGUACAAGCGCGAGGUUAUUAGUGGGACGAUGAGCGAGUACAUUCGGCGAGAGCAUGAGAAGGCAAGAGCCCUGCUUGGACCGUUCUCAGAUGACUAUCCGUUUGAAGCGGUUCGGCAGCAAAGCAACCCGUUUGGUGCUAUUGUCCUUGGCGUGCUUGACGACCUGCCCUUGAUCUAUUAUGCCAUCUCCGCGGUUGUCUAUCGCCAAAGUGGCUUAUCGCUUUCGUCUUUAGCAAUGCUGCAUGAGACGCUGGGCAUUACGCGGAACACACUCGAACGGGUGCUCAUGGAGCGAACGAGCUUUCGGGAGAACUUGAAACAAAUUCGUUCUGUUUACCGUGAUUUAGAGGUGCAGGACAAGGCCGGAGCGGAGAGCGUAGAAGGGGACGAGGGAGCGCAAAAGGCUACUGGUUCUGAUACGAGCCAGAGUAAAGGUGUAGGCAUUGAGCUAAGAAAUGUCACCUUUCGGUACCCGUCAUCCGCAGACGAUGCUUCGUCGUCCAGCGCAGCUCUUCGCGACGUCACUUUCACACUACCGCCAUCGUCCCUCGUCGUUAUCGUUGGCGCUAAUGGUUCUGGCAAGUCUUCGCUAGUGAAUCUCCUUUGUAAUCUGCACCGUCCAACGGCUGGCACCAUUCUCUUCGACGGAGUCGAUCCGCACGCUACCGAUAUCAGCACAGGCGCGCGAUUUUGGACUACCGAGGACCUCCAGAAGGCGACGACGCUGCUUACACAGUCUCACUCCCUCUUCCCUGCGUUUACCAUCCUGGAGAACAUCGCUAUCGGCGACCCCGAGUUCUGUCUCGACUGUGCUGAGGGUGGCGCUGCGAGCCGGACGCAUCUAGUUGAGCGUGUACAUGAAGCUGCCAGACUUGGCGGCGCGCUCGAGUUCAUCAGAAAGCGUGAGAAGGGCUUCGACGAGGUCAUACACCCAGUCACGACUUCCUUCAGUUCAAACUACUCGCUGGCCGAAGGGCCGCUCAAGGAGAUGUACGACAAGCUUGAGGCGUGGAAGGAUAUCUCGGGGGGCGAGCAGCAGCGUCUCGCGGCGGCCCGGACGUUCAUGCGUCUCAUGAACCCACGCACGCGGCUCGUGGUCGUCGACGAGCCAAGCUCAGCAAUGGACCCACUUGGCGAGUUCGAGCUCUUUGAGCAGCUCCGUGCCAUGCGUCAGGGCAAGACGAUGGUCUUCGUCACGCAUCGCUUCGGGCACCUGACGAAAUACGCUGACGUCAUAUUGUGCUUGAAGUCAGGUGAAUUCGUCGAGAGUGGUACUCACCAGGAACUCAUGGCGAAGGGCGGCGAGUACAGCAAGUUAUACGCCGUCCAGGCGCGAGCAUUUACCGACCCCGCCACGGAAGUUGACAGCGGGCAUGUUGCCGGUACUUUAAAUGACUCUGCAGAUGAGCCUUAGCGUCUGCAUUGAGGAUCGCGUAUCGCCUGAACUUAACAAGAGGUUAUCACUGUGUAUUGAUAGCUUAGGAUGCAGCCGUGUAGCACUGUAACUUGUAACUUGUGUUGUAGCCCUCUAUCCCUCGACGCUGAUUAGACAGCGAUUAGAUUUAUAA